Molecule: messenger RNA, 3069 nt
Organism: Funneliformis caledonium
Lineage: Eukaryota; Fungi; Glomeromycota; Glomeromycetes; Glomerales; Glomeraceae
Source: the annotation of a GenBank genome assembly
AUGUUUUAUCGAGCAAUUUAUCGAAGAACAAAAACAUCCUUGAUUUUAUCGAGACGACUUAGAACCAUUGCGACACAUGUGACACCUUCGACAAAUGUUUCAACACAAAGAUUAACUUCGAAUCGAAUCAACUUAAAGAAUAUUACGCAUAUCUCGAAUCUUCCAAAGACAUUCCGAACAUUUUCUUCAACCCCAUUAAAAUGUGACGCGUUUUCUCCUUUAGACACAUUUCCUCAAAGACAUAAUGGAUCAUCAGAUGCGGAGAUAAAAGCAAUGCUUGAUACUAUUGGCGUGAAAGAUAUGGAAGAAUUGGUUAAUAAAACAAUUCCUGCUAACAUUCGGUCUACACAGGCUUUGGCUUUAGAAGGUGGCCUUACCGAAAGUGAGCUUUUGAAACGACUGGGAGAUAUUGCUUCAAAAAACAAAGUUUACAAAUCAUACAUAGGCAUGGGUUAUACAAAUACAAUUGUACCUUCAGUUAUUCUAAGAAAUAUUUUGGAAUCUCCGGGAUGGUAUACACAAUAUACUCCUUACCAACCCGAGAUCUCUCAAGGUCGUCUGGAAUCACUUUUAAACUUUCAAACUAUGGUUACCGAUCUCACGAGCAUGGAUAUCGCCAAUGCUUCUCUUCUUGAUGAGGGAACUGCGGCUGCGGAAGCCAUGUUGAUUUCUUUUUCUGCAGGAAAACAGAAACGACAUACCUUUUUUGUGGAUGAGAAAUGCCAUCCCCAGACUAUUGCGUGUCUUCAGACACGUGCUGAAGGGUUUGGGAUCAAUGUCAUAAUAGGAGAUGUACUAAAAUAUGAAUUUGAAAACAAACACCCAAAUGAUUUAGCUGGCGUCUUAGUUCAGUAUCCCGCAACAGACGGUAGCAUUAAUGACUAUUCAGACCUUUCUACAAAAAUUCAUUCCUUAGGUGGACAAGUGGUUUGUGCAACUGAUUUGAUGGCACUAAGUUUAUUAACACCACCAGGAGAAUGGGGUGCGGACAUUGCAUUAGGUAAUAGUCAGCGGUUUGGUGUUCCAUUAGGUUAUGGCGGUCCACAUGCUGCCUUUUUUGCUUGCAAAGAUCAACAUAAACGAAGAAUGCCUGGUCGAUUAGUUGGUGUUUCGCGUGAUGCAAAUGGAAAUAAGGCCUACCGUUUAUCGUUACAAACAAGAGAACAACAUAUUAGACGGGAAAAAGCUACUAGUAACAUAUGUACCGCACAAGCACUCUUGGCUAAUAUGUCUGCUAUGUAUGCUAUAUAUCAUGGACCUGAGGGAAUCAUAGCUAUUGCGAAACGUAUUCAUACUUUAACUAACGCUUUAGCCGAAGAAAUUAAACAGAUGGGAUAUUCAAUCAAGAAUGAUGCAUUUUUUGAUACAUUGAAUGUUCAUAUUGAGAAUGGCGCCGAUGACAUUAUUCGAAAAGCUGCAGCCGCUAAUAUCAACUUUCGUAAAGUAGAUAAUAAUACUGUUGGUAUAACAUUGGACGAGGCAGUUAUAAAGCAAGAUGUGUUGGAAAUUAUUCAAAUUUUCUCCAAGGAUUCGUACAAGAAUUCGGAUUUACAACCAGCUAAUAAAGCGGCUAUUCCUCAGAAAUUUAUUCGUACCUCACCUUUUAUGCAACAUCAAGUGUUUAAUUCUCAUCAUUCGGAGACUGAAAUGCUAAGAUACAUAUAUUACUUGCAAUCAAGGGAUCUUUCAUUAGUUCAUUCUAUGAUACCUUUAGGAAGCUGUACUAUGAAACUCAAUGCUACCACGGAAAUGAUCCCAAUAACAUGGCCUGAAUUCGCAAAUAUGCAUCCAUUUGUACCAGAUAACCAAGCUGAGGGUUAUAAAAUCUUAAUUAAUGAACUUGAAAAAGAUCUUGCCAUUAUAACAGGAUUUGAUGGUAUUUCUUUACAACCAAAUUCUGGAGCUCAGGGAGAAUACACAGGAUUGCGUGUUAUCGGAGCAUAUCAUAAAUCAAGGGGCGAUGAUAAGCGCAAUGUUUGUCUAAUUCCAGUAUCAGCUCAUGGUACAAAUCCUGCUUCGGCUGCUAUGGCAGGUAUGGAAGUUGUACCUGUCAAGUGUGAAAAUAACGGUGAUCUUGAUAUGAAAGAUUUGGAAGAGAAGGCCACCAAAUAUAAAGAUAGUUUGGCAGCAUUUAUGGUUACUUAUCCGUCAACAUUUGGUGUUUUUGAAAAUGGCGUUGUAAAAGCAUGUGAAAUAAUUCAUCAAAAUGGUGGGCAAGUAUAUAUGGAUGGAGCUAAUUUAAAUGCACAAAUUGGAUUAUGUACACCAGCUGACAUAGGAAUGGAUGUUUGUCAUUUGAAUUUACACAAAACAUUUUGUAUACCUCAUGGUGGUGGUGGACCAGGAGUUGGUCCCAUAGGCGUCAAAUCACACCUUGUACCAUUUUUACCGGGUCAUCCAGUUGUAAAAACUGGUGGCGAUAAAUGCAUUGGACCUGUAGCAGCAGCACCUUUCGGUUCACCGGAUAUUUUACCAAUUUCCUGGGCGUAUAUAAAAAUGAUGGGCGGUAAAGGAUUAACAGCGGCUACGCAUCUCGCAUUGCUUAAUGCUAAUUAUAUGGCAAUCCGAUUGUCCAACCACUAUAAAAUUUUAUUUACCAAUCAAAAUGGAAUGUGUGCUCAUGAGUUUAUUAUUGAUAUCAGACCAUUUCAAAAAACCGCAGGAAUUGAAGCCAUAGAUAUAGCCAAACGUCUUCAGGAUUAUGGAUUCCAUUCUCCAACAAUGUCAUGGCCAGUACCAAAUACACUGAUGAUAGAACCCACAGAAUCAGAAUCCAAAGCAGAAUUAGAUAGAUUUUGCGAUGCAAUGAUUUCAAUUAGGGAAGAGAUUAGUUCUAUUGAAAACGGUCAACAACCAAUAGACAAUAAUGUAUUAACAAAUUCACCACAUACUAUUGAAACGUUAAUUUCAACUACCUGGGAUAAAGCGUAUAGCAGAGAACAAGCGGCUUUUCCGAUGAAAAUUUUAACAACUCAUAAAUUUUGGCCAUCGGUUGGAAGGCUCGAUGACGCAUUUGGAGAUAGAAAUUUGAUAUGUUCUUGCCCACCAAUUGAAGAUUAUCUCGAAUAA